This is a messenger RNA of Scleropages formosus (Asian bonytongue), 5195 nucleotides long. RefSeq names its product cell migration inducing hyaluronidase 1 (gene cemip). The record is from RefSeq and is a predicted model, not a curated record. The transcript is spliced from 29 exons. Bases 185 to 4234 code for a protein of 1349 amino acids. Lineage: Eukaryota; Metazoa; Chordata; Actinopteri; Osteoglossiformes; Osteoglossidae.
UCAGAGCCGGGAGCGCGGUGUGUAUAAAUAAGCGCGCGUCCACGUUCCUCCACACCGGAGCUGCUGUCACGCGAGCCGGACGCUGACUGCGGGACACUUUACGUCUGUCACAAGGCGACGGCGGGCUGGUAACAUCACAGGUGCCUUGCAACUCCCAGCACAACCCCGGAGCCAGUGCUGAAAAAUGGGGUUUGCUUUUGCAGCAUCUCUGCUUUUUCUACUUCCGAUGAUUCAGGCAGCUUGUCCAGAUAAAGAAGCAGGUCUGCAGCCAUGGAACCCCGGUCACAGGGAAACCCAUCGGGUCACCAUUGGUCAUGGCAGAAAAGUGGUCCUCACCUCCUCAGCCACUGUUCACUCCAUUGAGAUUGUUGAUGGGGGGAAGCUUGUGAUUGCUGACACCAGUCGACCGAUAGUUCUGCGAACAAAGCACAUUCUUAUCGGAAACAACGGGGCACUCCUUAUUGGAAGCCCUGACUGUCCCUAUAAAGGCAACCUAACUAUUUCCCUGUAUGGAAGGUCUGAUGACAGCGAUGUGCCCCACAGCUACUUUGGGAGAAAGUACAUUGGUGUUGGAACUGGGGGCACACUUGAAAUCCAUGGAGAGAAGAAGCUGGCAUGGACCUUUCUGAACAGAACCCUCCAUCCAGGAGAGAAUAAUGACAAUAAUUAUCAUUUUGAGAGAGGAUGGGGUAACCGUGGUAUCAUCGUCCACGUUGUUGAUCCCAAGACUAGUGAGGUGCUGCACUCUGACAGGUUUGAUACAUACAGGAGCAAGGAUGAGAGUCGGCGUCUGGCCCAGUAUGUGGAGGCAGUGGAGGAUGGCAUGAUACUGGCAAUGGUGGUAAAUGAUGAGGGCUCCAAUAAUCUGGAGGACUUGGCAAGGAAGGCCCUGAUGAAAUUGGGCAGCCAGCAGUUCCACCAGCUGGGCUUUCGCCACCCCUGGACCUUUAUCACUAUUAAAGGGGAUUCAUCCUCCUCUGUGGAAGAUCAUGCAGUUUAUCAAGGGACCAAGGCUUCAUCCCAGGCUCAGAGUUCACGUGUCUUUCAGUCUGGUUAUGGCGAUCACUUCACCAUCACCACCACCAGCCAGUGGGUGCAAGAGGCUGAGUGGACUGAGUGGUUUGACCGUGAUGAUGAGAGGGGUUCUGGAGACUGGGAGAAACUGGCUGACAUCCGCAGUGCUUUUCCAGAGCGCCUCUGCAGUAGCCCACUGGACAUUCAAGCAGAGACGCAUGACGGAGUCCCGUCCAAUCUGACGGGGCAGGUUUUCUACAAGAAUGACAAGGAUUAUGGAUUCGUGUGCCUUAAUAAAGACCAGCCCAAUGGGAUCUGUCACAACUAUAAAGUGCGCUUUCUCUGUGGAAAACUUGUUCGCCCCCAUGCAUCCAUCACCAUUGACACACAUUCCAACACCAGCAUUCUGGAGCUGGCUGAUGACACCAGCAGCUGGAAGCCUGGGGACACACUAGUGGUGGCCAGCACUGACUACUCGAUGCACCAGGCCGAGGAGUUCCAGAUUCUCCCCUGUCCAGCCUGCACCCCCUUCCAGGUGAAGGUGCAAGGUAAGCCAUCCUACCUUCACAUGGGAGAAGAGGUGGACGGGGUGGACAUGAGGGCGGAAGUGGGCCUUCUCACUCAGAACAUCCUCAUCAGGGGAGAGAUGGAGCCCAGGUGCUAUGGGACCGAGGCCUGCAAGUUCUUCAACUUUGAUACCUUUGGCGGGCAUUUGAAGGUGGAGCAUGGGUUCAAGGCUGUGCACAUCCAGGGUGUGGAGCUGAUGCACAUGGGCCAGCAGUCCAUGGGCCACUAUCCCGUGCACUUCCACAUGAACGGUGAUGUAGAUGAGCAAGGAGGCUACAACCCACCCACUUAUGUGCAGGGAUUGUCCAUUCACCACAGCUUCUCCCGCUGUGUUACAGUGCACGGCUCCAACGGUCUCCUGGUGAAGGAUGUGGUGGGCUACGAUGCGCUGGGGCACUGCUUCUUUACGGAGGAUGGCCCAGAGGAGCGCAACACCUUCGAACACUGCCUGGGCCUGCUGGUGAGGGCAGGCACCCUGCUUCCCUCCGACCGGAACAGCCGCAUGUGUCGCCACAUUACGGACGGUGCCUUCCCUGGCUAUGUGGCCAACCCACGGCAGGACUGCAGCGCCACGUCCACGUUCUGGAUGGCCAACCCCAACAACAACCUCAUCAACUGUGCAGCUGCGGGCUCCGAAGAGACGGGCUUCUGGUUCAUCUUUCACCAUGUUCCCACUGGGCCCUCGGAGGGCAUGUACUCCCCCGGCUACACAGAGCACACCCCCAUGGGAGUCUUCCGCAACAACCGCGCCCACUCCAAUUACAGGGCUGGGAUGAUUCUGGACAAUGGAGUUAAAACCACACAAGCCAAUGAAAAGGACAAGAGGCCUUUCCUCUCCCUAGUAGGUGCCAGGUAUGGUCCGCACCAGGACUCGGACCCCUUAAAGCCCAGGGUGCCAGCGUUGAUCCACCACUUUGUGGCUUAUAAGAACCAGGACCAUGGUGCCUGGCUGCGGGGAGGAGACGUGUGGCUGGACGACUGCCAAUUUGCUGAUAACGGGAUUGGACUGACACUUGCCAGUGGGGGCACGUUCCCGGACGAUGACGGCUCUAAGCAGGAGGUGAAGAACUCCUUGUUUGUGGGGGAGAGCGAGAACCGGGGAACACCCUUCCCGGACAAUCAGAACUGGGGGCCCGGCGGCCAGGACCUGAACGGGAGGAGUCUUCCCAGAGGAGUGAACUUUCCCAUCCGUGGCAUGCAGAUCUACGACGGACCCAUUAACGUCCAGAACUGCACGUUCCGCAAAUAUGUGGCACUCGACGGCCGUCACACUAGUGCUAUUGGCUUCCGGCUCAACAACUCCUGGCAAAGCUGCCCCAACAACAAUGUCUCUGACAUCAUGUUUGAUGACGUCCCAAUCACAUCCCGGGUGUUCUUUGGGGAGCCAGGCCCCUGGUUCAACAAGAUGCAGAUGGAUGGGGACAAGACCACAGUCUUCCAUGAUGUGGAUGGCUCAGUCAGUGAAUACCCAGGUGCUUUCCUGGUUAAGGAGGACAACUGGCUACUGCGCCACCCAGAUUGCAUCGACGUGCCUGACUGGCGGGCAGCCAUCUGCAGCGGCCACUAUGCCCAGAUCUACGUUCAGAUACGGCACCCAGCUAACCUGAACAUGAAGAUGGUGAAGGACGAGUAUCCGGAUCGGCCCCUGAUCCUGGAGGGGGCCUUGGGAAAGAAGAGACACUACCAGCAGUUCCAGCCCGUAGUGACCCUGGCCAAGGGCUACACAGUGCACUGGGACCGAGCUGCGCCUGCUGAGGUCAUAGUGUGGCUCAUCAACUUCAACAGGGAUGAUUGGAUCAAUGUGGGCUUCUGCUAUCCCAAAGGAACAAACUUCACCAUUAUCUCAGACAUUCACAACCGGCUCACCAAGCAGACCAGGAAGCAGGGGGUCUUCCAAAAGAUGCAGCAGAGGGAAAAACUGGAGCACAGCCAUCCAGGCUGGGGAUACUACUACUGGGAAGAGGAGACUGGUCUCCUCUUCCUGAAAGUCAAAGCGCACAAUGACAAGGCCGACCUUGCCUUCUGCUCCGUGAAGGGCUGUGAAAGGAUAAAGAUCAAUGCGUUCAUUCCCAAGGGCAGCGGUCCCAGCGACUGUAUGGCUGAGGCCUACCCUGCACAUGCCCAGAUGCCCAUUGUAGACGUUCCCAUGCCCCAGAAGCGACCAGCCAACCAGCUGCAGGACUCAAAAGACCACUUCCUGGAGGUCAAGCUGGAGGCGUACAACACUCGCCUCUUCAACUUCAAGAAGGACUUUGCUUAUGCAGAGGUCAAUGGAAGGAAGAUGUACCAGCGUGAAGAUGGGGUGCAGCUGACUGUCAUCGAUGCUCACAGUGGCAAGGUGCUGGACACCAAGGGCUUCAGGAACUCUCUCCUGCUGGGCAUUCCUGCUCAGAUUGAGAGCUACGUCUCUAGCCUCAAAGACGAAUCUGUUGUGAUGAUCACCUCCAAAGGACGCCUUGUGACCAAAGGACCUUGGACCAAAGUACUAGAACAACUUGGAGCAGAUAAGAACAUCAGAUUAAAGGAAAAGCUGGCGUUUGUGGGCUUCAAAGGAAGUUUCCAGCCUGACUGGAUCAAACUUGUGACAGAUGAGGAAGGGGCCAAAAUUCACCAAGUGCUGCCCAUCCCAAUGACGAAGAAGAUGAAGCUAUGAGAGCUGGGAUGGGGCAUAGGCAGGGGCUGGGGAUUUGACAAGGAUGAUCACAAAGUGUGAAAGCUUGUACGCUGCACAGAAAGGACUACUGAGAAAACUAACAGCAUGCAUUAGUAUUGUCUAACUACCUUUCCGGUUGGUCUUGGUGUAUGUGACAAUGUGGCCGUGAGUGAUUCGAUUGUAUUGUUCGUUGAAUUUACAGUACUUGAACGGAAAAAAGAAAAAACAUUCCUUUGUCCUCCUUAGUGGUGUUAACCUACGUCUCAUUCCAAGGGAAAUUAAUCUCAUACUGUGCAGGAUUUCUGAUGUUAAUACGUGUUUUUCAUAAUCGUUUCAUUUCAGAAUUUGUGGACCAUUUGUAUAUGUUGUAAAUGUGUAUGUACCAGCAAAACACUUAAGCUGUAAAAUCACCAAAGCAUUUUAACCUAAAUUGUCACGUUAAACAAAUGGAUUCCCCUCAAAAGUUAUUUACAGUACCCAGCGCUCAAGUUAUCUUCAUUUCGAGGGUCAACUAAAGGAUGCAUAAGCUAAUUUGUUUCAGACUGGUAAGAAGCAGAAAUCUUGUUCCCCUAUGCCGAAAUAGCUGGUCUUUUUUCGGGAACUGUAGCUGUUAGGGUUUUGUACGUUAAAUGUGUUUCUAAAAUACAACAGAUUGAUAAUAGAUAUAUAUUUUCUAAUUAUUUAUUGUACAGGCACAAAUGAACAAUUUAGAAGGGACACCUUUUGAGUUGUAUUUACUGUAUUUCUGUCCUAACUGUAAAAAGAAAUUCCACAAGGAUAUAAAAAUUGAUACCUACAGACUUGUAUAUGGUUCACUGUGUACAAAAUCUAAAGUUGUUCAAGCAGCAAAUGAAAUGGAUGUGAAAUAAUUAUGACUUUGGCAUAAACAUGUUCAGUUCCAUUCACUUUUGAUUAAAGAAAAAAUUACGAACCUUUGUAAAAAAAAUAAAAGAAAAACUGA